Nicotiana tabacum (common tobacco) is the source of this 2367-nucleotide messenger RNA. Lineage: Eukaryota; Viridiplantae; Streptophyta; Magnoliopsida; Solanales; Solanaceae. The record is from RefSeq and is a predicted model, not a curated record.
AUAAUUAGUUAUAAGUGAAGAACGAUGAAUCGGAGCUUCAGAGAUUCAAUGAUCAGCGGGAAGAAUUUUCCUAUAUCGUCACAGCACCGGCGAGGUCUUAGUCUUAACGGAGCUUCUAGAGAGAAGCCUGAUGAUAACUUGGAUCUUUUCUCCAAAAGUCGCCGCAGUAUCUCCGUUGCAUCCUCCGACGAAUCCGAUGUUUCGGUUAAACUGGGGAGGCUUUCAAUUGGAUCAGUUAAGCAAGUAAAGAGUGGAUUAGAGGAUCUGAUGGCAUCUACCGAGGGAGAUAAGCAUGAUUACGAUUGGUCACUAGUCGGGUGCUCAAAUAUUGACUAAGAGACGGUAUCAUCCUAAAUAUACCUUUGUUGAGCAGCAGCCGCCGAGAGCUGUAGUAGUGUAUCUCUAAUGUAUCAACUUAAGGCCAGUCGUCUUCAUAUAGCCGCCAGUCAAAUUAAGCUAUGUUUCCCUUUCCAUGUCUAAUAAAUGAAGAAGGGAAAGCAUUAUUGAUUCCUCACUCACAGUCGUCGUGUUUUCAUUUGUAUAGGCUCCUCACUCCUCCAGGAACUCCCCUUGUUCCUUCAUCAGAUGGAAGUGAAUCAAAACCAGCUUCAGUGGCUCCAAGAGGCAGCUCAUUGGGCAGAUCUGCCUCCACUACUAAGGCCUCAAGGCUUUCAGUGUCUCAUUCAGAGAGCAAUACUCCUGCAAGACCAACUCGGAGUAAUUCUGUGACUCGACCUUCCAUUUCUAGCUCUCAGUACAGUAGUUACUCAAAUAAAUCAGGCUCUAUUCUAAACACAAGCUCUGCAUCAGUCUCCUCCUAUAUUAGACCAUCUACGCCGACAAGCCGUUCUUCUUCUUCAGCCAGGCCUUCCACCCCGACUUCCCGUGCAACUGUGUCCAGACCUUCAACUCCUUCUAGAGUCCGCCAAGCCCCAAGUACUCCUUCUAGGCCAACCCAAAGCUCAAGACCUUCUACUCCAACUUCCCGGGCCCAAAUACCAGCAAACUUGAGUACCCCUGCUGCUCGGUCUACUUCAAGGCCUUCAACACCUACUCGUCGGAACAUAACACCUUCAUUGUCUCCAGCAUCUAGAUCAUCAACUCCAGCAGGGCGCUCUGUCACCAAUGGACGACCUGCAGCUUCUGUUUCUCGUCCAAGCUCCCCUAGUCCCCAAGUUCGUCGACCAUCACAACCAAUAGUUCCCCCAGAUUUUUCACUUGAAACGCCUCCAAACCUACGCACAACUCUGCCAGACAGGCCUCUGUCUGCUGGUAGGUCCAGGCCAAAUCCUUCUGUCACUACCAAGGCAAAUGCAGAAAGCCCAAGUGUGGCAAAUCCUCGGAGACAGUCAUCGCCCAUUGUUAGCAGGGGAAGACUAACAGAACCCUCUGGUAGAGGACGAGUGCUUGGCGGAGGGCAACUUAAUGAUAUUUCUGAUUCCCGCAGGGCUUCACAUGUCUCAGAAUUGUCUACAAGGAAGCCUGUAAAGACUGCUACUGACAGCACGGGACUUGGAAGGACAAUUUCUAAGAAAUCUCUUGAUGUGGCAAUCAGGCAUAUGGAUAUUAGAAAUGGCCUUAAUGGUGUUCGUCCACUUUCUGGCUCAACCCUCUUUCCUCAUAGUAUUCGCUCCACAAAUGGGAAAAACCAGCCUUCUCAUGGUUCGACUGCCCCAUCCUCUACCAAUGAGAAUGCAUCUUACCACUACAAUGGUAAUCUUCCUGAGAAUGGAAAUUACCUUAACAGGUCAUCUGAGAAUGGGAGUGAAGAGGGCAGAUCUCAAUAUUCAGCAAAAUUGACAGACGUUGAUAUUUAUGAGAGUUCUCGUUACGAUGCGCUUCUGCUGAAAGAGGAUUUGAAGAACACAAAUUGGCUGCACAGCAUCGAUGACAAGUCGGAUCAAGAAACGUUAUUUGACAACGGAUUUGAGUCGCUACCUGAACCUUUUAGCCCUUUGCAGCAUUUGUGAAGUGAUUUUCCGUUCUGCUAAUUUUUAUUCUUUUGAGUAUUUAUUUGUUACUAAAUCAUUUAUUUGCAAAAGAAGAUAAGAAGAGAUGGAAUGUGACAAAUUAGCCCAUCAGGACUGUGAAAGGCGACCUACUAUAUCUAUUUUGUUUCCAUUAUUAUGCAAGCAAAAGGACUGUAUUUGUAUUCCAUAUGCCACAAGAAGAUGGUGGUUGCGACAAAUUAUGGAUGCUAGCUGAUAUUAUCCAGUUGAAAUGAAGCCUAUAUCUUCGUAGUACAUUGUUGGGCCUUUAAUGGUGGCAACAAGACUUUAGUGUUUGUUCAUUCUGUUUGGGUACCCCAGAAGUGUAAAUGGAAGCUCAUUGCCGAGCAUAUUUAAUGAUAACUUGAUUCAGUCCUAA